AUGGCAAAACGCAAGCGACGUGUUAUUGUCGAGGCCGGCAGCGACGACGCCACCCCAGCCACUGCUGCCCCCACCACUACUACGGAUACUAGCUUCGUUGUCCCUGCUGGCUCGACUCGCGCACACGUUGAGGUCACACGGACUGAGAAUGACACCGAACACUCGAACGACGACGAACACUCGGACGACGGCGAAGACGACCCCUUCUAUGCAACAACAUGGGCUCUUCACGCUCAGGCUGCCGCCCACGCUGAAGUUCAGCAAGGUACGGACGCUCAGCAAGGCACGGACAAUCAGGCAACCCCCGCGUCGGCCUCUCCUGCUCCAGCCUCUUCGGCGCCUCCACGAGCGACGAAGAAGGCGCGCCAGAAGAGUAACAAGAACGUUCACGGUAUCCUGGACUGGCGCGACGAAGAACGUGAGCAUUAUGCGGACGAAAAAAUGCGUCAUGAGGGUCUUGGCGUUCACCGCUCUCUGCCGCCUUGCCGUCUAUGUUUCAAGCGUCUCGGCAACACUUGGUGUACUCAUUGUACUGGUCUCAAAUUUAUCUGCGAGGGUUGUCUUGUAUCAAAGCACCACGAGAACCCAACUCAUACCGUAAAGCGAUGGUGCCCGCAAAAGAAGUUCUUCGACGUAUACACUCUCGCCGAGGCCGGUCUCGUGAUACAACUCGGUCACGAUGGUCUUAGCUGCCCCAAUCCCCGCCCGCGUCAAGGACUUCUUACCGUACUCGAUGUGCUCACUGUGGCUAGCGUACGCGUGAACUAUUGUGCAUGUGGCACGCUCGACAGUAACGCGAAGGUCACUCAACUCCUCCGUGUCUGCUGGUGGCCUGCUACGAACGUUGAGCCUCGUACUGUGCUCACGUUCAGCCUUCUGGAACACUACUAUUCUCUCAACGCCACCGGGCGCACGAACAUGUACGACUACUACACCGCCCUUCAUCGCUUGACCGACAAUACGGGUACCCGUCCUCCGAAGUAUCGGUACAAGGAGUUCGCGCGUGCUGUCCGUUGCUACCAGAACCUUCGGAAUGGUUGUCUAGCCGGGCGCGCACACGAUCCGGACGGCUUUGCCGGUCUCUCCUCACAAGGCCAGCCUCCGUCAGUCAUCGUGGAGUGCCCGCUCUGUCCACGGAUGGGCGAGAAUACGCCUGAUCCAGCUACGAUUCCCGAGGAGAUGUGGCACUACUACUCGUUCAAGAUCGCGAUCGAUGGAAACUUCAAGGCGAAGCUCAAGAACCGCAAUCUUCUCGAUGUUCCGCUACAGGACGGCUGGAGUUACUUCGCGCCCAAUGCGCCUUACACGGAACACUUCAAGAAGUACGGCCAUGAGCCUGAGGCCAAGUACUGCGAUUCGAAUUUCGCGGCUGUAGACCACGCGCAGACGCCCUCACAGAAGCGCUUCUCUGUCAAUGGCAUCGUGUCGUGUGUAUGCUCGCGCCACGGGUACUACCUUCGGCACUGCACCGGCGAUCUCAAGUUUGGUGAACAAUUCUCGCCGAUCGACUUUCUCGUUCUUAGCGUCUUGGGUAUCUACGCCCACGACAUAGACGAGAUUCUCAUUACGUACGAUAUUGCCUGCUCGUACAGCGUCAACUUCCCGACGCGUAUGGAGCGGUAUCCGGAGCAUUUGCGCAUUGACCUCUCGUCGAUGCACAUCGUCUGGGCUGUGCCGAAGUUCCAUCUUCGCGGCCAUGGGCCCAGGUGUCGGGGUUGGCUGAAUCUGGCAUACACGCGCUGGGUCGGUCGUACGCACGGGGAGAUCGUUGAAGCCGGCUGGGCCGAGCUCAAUUCGGUCGCGCUCUCUUCGCGCGAGAUGGCAUUCUUCUCGCGGCAUGAGACGCUCGAGAAUGUCAUGUCGAAUAUCAACUGGCACAAGACGGUCCGCAACUGUACCUUGCUGGUCAUCAAUUUCAACGACGCUAUUCUCUAUCGCACGAAGCAGGGCACGAUCCUGGGAGAGCUCGACGGCGUAUUCCCUGAGGACCUCAGGUCUGGAUGGAUGCAGCAAGUGCGCACCUGGGAGGCGAAGCUCACGAACAAGAACCCGUACGAGGAGAAGGAGAUGCCCACGUCUAUGAAUGACGUCAAGCUUGCGCUCCAACACGAGGAGGCGGAGGAGGUCAAGAAAGGCAUCUUGCCGCCGCACGAGACGAGUGGCAGCGUCUUCAUCAUGGUUGGCCUCGAACUUGAGGAGCAACAGCGCAGCAUCUCAGCCACCGCCGCCAAAAAGUCGAACGCUUUAACCGACAAGGUAUCUCUGCGUGAGAAGCGAAAUAAGUUGCAGCAUCGUAUCGACUCGUGGCGCCGGCUUCAAGACGUUUACAUGCCGUUCGUGUCCCGUUUGCUGUCCGAGCAUUCGCACACGACGAGCGACGACGAGUGGCUGUACCCCGAGCGCGCGCCUCUAUUCCUGCCUUCUUCACUAUCGGACGCACAACGCGCUAUGUGCCUGGGCGAUAUCGCUGCAAAGGAAGAGCGUCUGCGCGUUGCUCAAGCCUUGGACGCCAUUCAUCACGUUCGCCGCUGCCUUCGCGUCAAGCUCGGUCUUGUGCACUACAAGCAUGUACAAGCCGAAGGACCCAGCAAUGCAAGAACGUCGCGCGCUCGCUCACUGAUCGCUGAUCACGAAAGCAAGCUCAAUCGCCAUGUUGAGCGCUAUCGAGCGACACGCGCCGCGCUACUGUUGCUCUCCCCUGACGGCGAGUGGACGGCACAGCUGCGCGAAUUAAAGCGGACGGACUUGAGACUACCUGGCGCCGACGAUGUGGGCGAUAACCCAGAGGAGGAUCGCCGUCGUGCACGCCAGACUCGUCAACGCUUACUGCAGGACGAGGCUACUGCUCAGGCUGGUUCUUCGGACAUUUCCCCGUCGUCGCACACCAUCCCCGACCCCUCGUCACCGCCUUCCUUAUCGACACCGUCAAACGCCGCCGCGCCGUCUCUCACUCAACUGCGAAAGCUGCAAAGUAGUGGUCGCGCGGAGAUGAGUUGGAUCUGGCGCACUAUAGCGCAUACUGUGGCGGAUAUGCCUGUCGGUGACGAUUCCGUCACUCAGGAGGAGGUCGAUGAAUGUAUGCGCGUCGAAUACAUUAUACAGCAUGCGCGAGUGGAUCGGUGGCGCGAAGAAGUUAACCAGCUGGAGGUCGAGAUGGAUAGUGGUGUCCGCCACUUCGAUCAUCGUGCACGUUGGUGGCUUUCGCGCUGUGGGAGCCGUCGCCACCAGGUCACGUCUGAUAUCGCAUCCGGCCUCGACGCGUAUGCUCGCCGCCAAGCCGAUACCGCCAAUCGCAUGGCCAACAUGUAUGUCAAACACUGGCAGCCCUGCCUUCGCAAGCACGGACGUGUCGACUUGUGGGCGAAUCGGUGCGGCGAUGCGUUGUGGGACUCGCAGGAGCUUCCCGAGUCUGCUGACGGCGCGACACCGACGGCCCUCGACCAUGAUCGGUCUGUAUCAUCAGACGAGUCGGACACGGACAGCGAGAACGCUCGCCCAGUGGAGGUAUCGAAUCGGAUUGCGGGAAUCGAGCGCGGGGAUGACGAGGCGGAGGACGGUGACAGUGGGGAGUCGGAUGCGUAG
Molecule: messenger RNA, 3582 nt
Organism: Peniophora sp. CBMAI 1063
Lineage: Eukaryota; Fungi; Basidiomycota; Agaricomycetes; Russulales; Peniophoraceae
Source: the annotation of a GenBank genome assembly